GAUUUGCCACAGCUUACAUCAUUCAUGGAUGAGGUCUGCAAGACAUUUGGCUGCUUAGAAUUCGAUUUUCCUGUUUCAUUUAGGGAACUGUUUUGGAUAGUACUUGCAUAGCACUUACACGGAACUCUUACCAAGAAAAUCCAAAAAAUGAGAUAUUCUGUUUUACACCAAUCAGUUAUAAAAACAAAUUCAACGGCAAGGACCAGCUAUGAAUGCUUCUCUACCCUUGUUACUAGUAGUGGUGGCUAGUUUAUCUAUUUCCGUGGACUCAUAUGGACACUUAAAUGAGAACAUGAAUAAAGCGACUGUAAAAAAAACUAAGGAUGGUUGGCAAUGUGCCGGAGUAACCUGCCCUAAAAAGUUUACAUCGUAUUGUACAGUGACCAAGAUUUUGAAGCCAACUGAAAAACUGCACACCGAACUUCUUAUCUUAUGCAUGGAUAACAAGAAUAAGGCCAGGUGUGGUGUAACGCGAACUAGAAAAGGCGAAACAGAGCAACUUUUAGAAGUGGACGAAGAUGGAAACACGCGAUAUUCGCAAAAAGAGAGUAUUACGAUCACUGAUGGUACAACGAUUCCGAGGUGCCCAUUCGUACCGCCAAAGCCAUAAUCGAUUUCACACAAAUAUAUAUAUUUUAUUCUUCACAUGGUAUUUAACUUCUAAAUAUUAUCGACUACAAAAAUAAAUAUGUAUUUUGU
This is a messenger RNA of Drosophila suzukii, 699 nucleotides long. It is a transcript of the gene Sfp78E, whose product is annotated as Seminal fluid protein 78E. Lineage: Eukaryota; Metazoa; Arthropoda; Insecta; Diptera; Drosophilidae. The record is from RefSeq and is a predicted model, not a curated record.